Molecule: messenger RNA, 2433 nt
Organism: Hymenoscyphus albidus
Lineage: Eukaryota; Fungi; Ascomycota; Leotiomycetes; Helotiales; Helotiaceae
Source: the annotation of a GenBank genome assembly
AUGCCUGACUGCCAAAGAGAAACUCCAAGCGUUAGUGGUAUGCAUGUUUUUAAUUCACUUAACGCCUUCUCACUAUCCUUACAGUUUAUUGGAUAACACAAUGUGUUUCUGCAAAACUCCGGCACUUUUGUAGCGAGAUUUCCGUGAUGCCUAUUAGGUAAGGCAAUCUGACGGGAGGGCAAGCCGAUAACCCACACAAAUAUCUCUCAUAUUCAACCCAAUCAGGACACUACACUAUCACACUCUGACAUACCAGAUCAUCGGAUCGCAGCGAACUUCAAAGCAGCCCAUCAGGGGCAUAAGCGAGGUAUGAGAAUCUUAUGAUAUCGGAACCGAUGGCAAGGAUAUAUCUCUAUCUGCAGAAUAGACACUUUGAGAAGGGGACCGAAGGAGUGGCGAAACAAAAGAACUGACUGAUAGCCACUGUAGUGUUCCUCUCCCCGUUUCUGCUGUCCCAAGUCCUACCAAGGAGACCACUUUCAAGUCCUCGACCACGAGUCCGAGGUCAUCUAUGGUAUCACCGCGCUCCUCGCAGCUUUCAGUCCCGAACGACCAGUCGCGGCUCCCUCUCCAGUCGAAUCGGAUCACCGCAGCACGUUCAUGAGAGACCUAUACCUCCUGCCUAUCUCACUUCAAAAGUAAUCAUCGAAACCUUGAGCCAAUCUUGAUACACAUCGCUAGCGCAUUGUGUAGCGAGAACCAUGUUCCACAACUGGUCACGGUACUCUAACCGACCAACACCACGAUAUCUCUACAGAGUUGACCAUCCAGGGCCUACUAGCUUGAGCAACAUUCAAGGCGACGAACUCCGAGCUGCUGGAUACGCGAAAUCCCUUGUGGAAUGGGAGGUCCAUUUUCAUCUGGGCGAGCCAAGCACCUUUUUGCGAACAGUCGAGAAGCACCUCAAAUGUGAUGACACUCCAAGUAUCUUUAUCUCCUGCUUUGAGGAUCUGUUUGAGGCCCUCAAUUGGCUCCUUACUGCACACCAGGUUUGGCCAGGAGAGGUAAAUCUGCUGCGAAUCGACCUCCAGCACCCCUUCUUUUCGCAACCUGUCUAUGGCGGUGGAGGCGGUCCGCAUGCAUAUAGAGUCCAAGAUAUCCUUGACUUGCCUCAGAGACAUAGGAUAUUUGGAUGGUCGGAACUAUUGCAGCAGAAUGCAGCAUUUCGGAACCAGCGAGAACUUCAACCACUUCUCCCGUUUCCGCAAAACUCGGAGUGGUUGAUUCAUUGGAACGUACAUCAAGGAGCGAUUAAGUUGAUUCCCGGUGAAGUUCUCAUUGAUAUGAGGACCCAAAGAGAAGGAGUUAUGGGAUUGGAAGACCGUGUGUACUUUGAUGAUCCUAGUAAGUAAAGUCUGAUUCGUCAACCGAAGGAUAUUCGCUAACUGAAGAAGUGUAUGGCUCAUUACAUUGGCUCCAAGGUGAAUCUGAACUCACCCAGAUACACCGAUGGUCCGAGUGGAACCGGAGUCUACAAUGGCUGAACCAACUGAUCCCUCUGCAACAACCGCUAUCCCCACAAGCACAACAAUGGCUCACAAUCUUCGAUGCGAUGAAUGCCUCCGCAGAGGUACCCCCGGAUGCAACAAAUUAGCUCCUUGCGGACCUUGCAUCGCUCAGAAUCUCUUCUGCGUCUAUGCUGAAGAUGGGGACCAAUCUGAGAUGGCAGGAUUGGUGGUGAUGGGUGGUAACUCUGCUCAGAACUACUCGAUGGCUAGCCAACUUCCCCAGACACAGUCCCUUGACGCGAUGCCGACUCCCAGCUUCUUUCUGCCAAGCGGCUCUUUGCCACAAAAUGAUCUCUUCGCCCAAAACGACUUCUCUCUUCAAGAGAAUGCCAGCGAUCGCUUUUCACCAGACCUUCUCACGUCUCCAACGUUCCCAAAUAGUCCGCUCGUUCCAGGCGAACAAAGUGGACUAGAUCAGUUCCGACAACCAAACGAAUCCUUCCAACACGCUUUUGAGGGAGAACAAUCCACAUUCACAUCAGGUUCACCCAGUAUACCAGCACAAGUCCCAACUCCAGCCCAACAACCCAGCCCCGCACCCCGAGCAAACCCCCCAUCCCUCCCCAAUAUUCAAGUGGCAGCAAGCCCAAGUAAUACAUCCAAUCUCAAUCUUCUCAUUCAAUGCGGCCACCGAAUCAAGAUCCUCGAGAGAAUAUCCCAACUCGACAGCCUUUCCAGCCUCCCACACAGCGGCAUCGUACAACCCGAACGAGCAGUAAUGAACAUCCAAACCAUGGUUGAGUACGACGUGCGACUCGGAAACCUCGAAGCUGGGUUCGCUCAACGUGGAUUGCUGAAUAGUGAAGGCGCGUUGCGUGGCAUCCAUGGGUUUCACAGCCAUACGUUGGGACGCUUGGAUUCUCGACUUAAGGACCUUGAGGCGGCGAUUUUUCGACGACAGGCUCAGUUGUUUGGUGUGGAAUGA